AUGUUCCGUCAAAUUAAUGUUCAUCCAGAUCAUUGGGACUAUCAACGGAUCCUCUGGGUAGAUGAUGACAACCAACCUCAAUCAUAUCAUCUCACCACCGUUACAUACGGCACGCGUCCAGCACCAUACCUUGCUGGCCGUGUUCUCAAACAGCUGAUCAUCGAUGAAGGAGAUAAGUAUCCACUAGCUGUCGAACCUUUUGAAAAAGGCAGUUACGUGGAUGAUAUCUGCGGGGGCGCUGAUAAUGUCAAUCAUCUCAACAACAUCGCAUCUCAAGUGGAAGCAAUAUGUCUUGCUGGUUGUUUUCCACUAGCCAAGUGGAAAAGCAACCAUCCUCAGUUCAGCAAAUUGUCAUCAUCUAACAUCUCAAAUUCACACGAGUUCAAUGAAUCUACAUCCAAAAUUCUUGGACUUUCGUGGAAGUGUCAACCAGAUCAUCUCACAUUCACUGGUCAUACAUCUCAAAAGGCUGCCAUCACCAAAAGAUCAAUUUUAUCUGAAACAGCCCAGUUAUUUGAUCCACUGGGACUCAUCUCACCGGUAGUCAUCAAAGCCAAGAUCUUGAUGCAAGAUCUAUGGCUAGAAAAAAUUGGAUGGGACGAUUCACUCUCACCUCAGAUAAUUCACCGUUGGAAGAAAUUCCGAGAUGAAUUACCUGAAUUAUCACAACUUAAAAUUCCUCGCUGGUUAAACAUCUCAUCAGACACCUCGAACAUCGAGAUACAUGGAUUUUCUGAUGCGUCACAGCAUACCAUGGCGGCUGCUGUCUAUAUCAAGACUCAUCAUCAUCUCACACCAGCUAAAAUCACUCUUGUCUGUGCAAAGACUCGAGUUGCACCACUGAAACGUCUCACCAUUCCUCGUCUCGAACUAUCAGCAGCUCUGCUUCUCACUGAACUCAUCUCUCACGUGCAAACAACUCUCAAUCUACAAGAUGUUCCAGUUUAUCUCUGGACAGACUCAGCGGUGGCUCUUGCCUGGAUCAAACAAGAACCAAGUAAAUGGAAAGAGUUUGUAAAAAACAGAGUUCAAUCCAUUCAACAAAAUCUACCAGCAGCCAACUGGAAGUUCAUCUCAGGAAAACAGAAUCCUGCAGACUGUGCUUUCAGGGGUUUGACUCCAUCUCAACUACAAUCUCAUAUACUCUGGUGGUCAGGUCCAAUCUGGUUACUAGAGCCAUCUCACCAAUGGCCAGAAUUCACAUCUCAAGAAGAUCCUGAAGUGAACACUGAACGCAAAUCAGCCCAAUCUCAUCUCGCAGUCACCAGUCCAAGUUUACCACUUGGUGACUUGCUUGAAUCAUCAUCAAAUCUCACCAAGUUGCUCAGAAUCACUGCAAUUGUGAAGCGAGCAGUUGCAGUCUUCAAGAAAAUUCCUGCAUCAUCUCUUCACAUCUCACCACUCACACCAGCUGAUUUACAUUCAGCUUUGUAUUUCUGGAUCAAAACAACUCAACAAAAAUAUUUCAAGAACGAGAUUUCGCAAUUAUCUCAAAACAAACCGUUUUUGAAAUCUCAUCCGUUCUCACGUCUCACAGCUUACAUCGAUUCUACGGACAUUGUACGAGUUGGUGGACGACUGCAAAAUUCUCAUCUCGACACGGACAGCAAGCAUCCACCCAUACUACCAAAGAAUUGUCAUCUCUCUUAUCUCAUCAUCUCUGAUGCGCAUGCUCGCACAAUGCAUGGAGGGGCAGAUGUCAUUCUCAAACAACUUCUCACCGGUGCACUCAACGAAUCAUCUCAUCUCCAGCAAGUUCUCACCUCAGACGGAACUCAGUGGAUUUUUAAUCCACCUGGUGCUCCACACAUGGGUGGCAAGUGGGAAGCCGCUGUAAAAUCUGUCAAACAUCAUCUCCAACGCACCAUUGCUGACCUACUGCUCACCUAUGAAGAUUUUUCAACAUUCCUCACUCAAGUUGAGGCCCUAUUAAACUCAAGGCCACUCAGUGCACUUACUGAUGACCCUGAGGACAUCUCAGCUCUCACCCCUGGUCAUUUUAUCCGAGGUGCGCCACUCAACACUGGACCUGAACCAUGUCUCACCAGUGUACCAACAUCUCGUCUCUCACUUUAUCAAAGAAUUCAAGAAAGACUUCAGUAUUUCUGGGAACGCUGGUCUGCUGAAUGUCUGCAAUCUCACCAAUCCAUCUCAAAGUGGCAUACAUCUCACCAUAAUAUCAAGAUUGGUUCGUUGGUUCUCAUAGUGGACGAGAGGUAUCCACCAUCCAAGUGGCCUCUUGCCAGAGUUACUCAUCUCCAUCCUGGUAGUGGUGGUCUUACUAGAGUCGUCACUGUCAAGACUGCCACCUCAACAUUUACCAGACCAGUUACCAAGCUGGUUCUGUUACCCAUUUCAACCGCCAAGGAAGAUUCUCAUCUCUAA
This is a messenger RNA of Microplitis mediator, 2385 nucleotides long. RefSeq lists its product as uncharacterized. Gene Ontology annotation, molecular function: nucleic acid binding. Bases 1 to 2385 code for a protein of 794 amino acids. The transcript has 2 exons. Lineage: Eukaryota; Metazoa; Arthropoda; Insecta; Hymenoptera; Braconidae. The record is from RefSeq and is a predicted model, not a curated record.